AUGCGGGCAUGUGAAGAGCUGGUUGCAGAGAUGUCGAAUGAGGAUGUGUUACAGAUAUUGAAUGCCAGUACAACGGCCACAGCCCGCGACUUCACCGACGGCGCCUCCGCCGCUCGCGACUACAGCGCAGGCGCAUGUGGCUGCGCCGCUGCCGGUGCGACCUGCUGCGCCGAGCGGGCGCCUCUCACCGCCACCACAGCCCCCUUCCGGCAGCCGCCGCCGCCGCCGCCACCGGGUUCCUCUGCGGUGCCGGAGACGAUGGAAGCUGAGGCUGCCGUCACGCCGCCGCCACCGUCGCCGUCGCCCAUGGAGGUCGUUGCUCAGCCUCCUCAUCCGAGUAUACUCACUGGUGGUUUGAUCGACAACAACGACGACGACGACGACGACGACAGCUACUACUACUACUACCAACGACUGUGCCGCUAA
Schistocerca serialis cubense is the source of this 426-nucleotide messenger RNA. RefSeq names its product protein diaphanous homolog 1-like. The record is from RefSeq and is a predicted model, not a curated record. The coding region runs from base 1 to 426 and encodes 141 amino acids. Lineage: Eukaryota; Metazoa; Arthropoda; Insecta; Orthoptera; Acrididae. The transcript is spliced from 3 exons.